AUGGAUUUUUGGAAUUUUACUUGUAAGCCUGCAAGCUUUGAUUUAAUAAUAUUUGACGAUGAUUUCGUAUUGGAGAGAGAAGUUUGUAAAGCACUUGGUGAUGAAGAUGUUUUCGUAUUGGAGAGAGAAGUUCGUGAAGCACUCAGUGAUGAAGAUGAUUUCGUAUUAGAGAAAGAGGUUCGUGAAGCACUUGGGAAUCUUAAAGUACUCAGUGAUGAAGAAGAUAAUUUCGUAUUGAAGGGGGAUCAUAAAGUUUCUGAUGACAUAUUGGAGGUUCGUAAAGCAGUUUCUUUCUCAUCAACAUUAGGAGGGACAAGAUAA
Molecule: messenger RNA, 321 nt
Organism: Rhizophagus irregularis DAOM 181602=DAOM 197198
Lineage: Eukaryota; Fungi; Glomeromycota; Glomeromycetes; Glomerales; Glomeraceae
Source: RefSeq, a predicted model, not a curated record